Didymodactylos carnosus is the source of this 876-nucleotide messenger RNA. The record is from the annotation of a GenBank genome assembly. NCBI's taxonomy places the organism in Eukaryota, Metazoa, Rotifera, Eurotatoria, Philodinida, Philodinidae.
AUGUUUGAAUUGCCUGUCGUACAGUUUCGAGUUAGUAAUGAAAAGGAAUGGUCUGGAUUUGAUGUUAGAUAUGGAUUUGAAGGUGAUUGUGGGGCAGGAGAUAGAAGUCAUCACAGUCACAGUAACACACCAACAACCGCACCACCAAAUCCUCGUUAUGCCUGCUACUGGCUUGACUCCUGUCGAGGUGAUCAUGAGCUCAAUCAAUGUACUCACUGGCGUAAUGAGCUUCGUGGUAAACUCGGUAUUUACUAUUCACCAUCUGGAAUAUAUAAACGUUUUUCAGAGGAUCGAAUUAGUGGUGUUAAACUACAAUUUAAUCCAACUGGUUGUACAACAGUUCAUCUUCUGGUGUUCAAUGACAACAGAGAUAUUCUAUUUGGAAUGAAAUGGUGUCAUGAAAAACAUGAUGAUGACGAUGAUCGACGUCUACUCCUCACAUUUCCCUCAGCUAAGCCACGUAAACAAGGUGAAUAUGGUCUACCAAUUGCUCAACGUGCAUUUCAAUGGUUAAGUGAAGAUAACAAACUCUCAGAAGGACUGAAAAAACGCUUUCUCUAUCAACAUGCAAAUGUAAUCUAUCCCUGUCAUCUAACGAAUGAUCAAGCAACGUCUCUAACAAAGACUUUUACGACAAAUGAAGAACUUCUGUCAUUACAUUGGUUUCCAUUGACAAAAGUACUGGAAAACCUACCAGUUUGGAACAACUAUCUCUUAAGUAAAGAAAAACCGAAUGAAUUGGCACAAAUCGAUGGUAUACAACCGAUGGAAGUUAAAUUAGGAGAAGAGUGUAGGCUGUGGUCGGUUAUAACGAGAAGUCUAAUGUGUAUUAGAGAACAUGUACCGGGAGGAUUUGAAGAGUUUUUGAAAGUUUAG